AUGCCGGGGGGCCGCACGCUGCGGCUGCAGCCCGGGGACCGCAUCGAGGCCCUGUGCGUGCUGGGCUCCCGCAUCCACGCCGAUGUCCACGGGGCGGCCCCAGCCGGGGCGGUUUCCUUCGGGGUGAAGCACACGGAGGGGGUCAGUGUGGAUGUGGUGUCCCGGGGCCGUGACGAGGCCGAGCCGGUGCCCGGCAGUGGGACGCGGUGGCCGCUGCAGGAGGGGACGGUCCUGAGGUUCAGCAUGAGCCAGCCCAGCACCGAGGUCAACGACAACAAGGUCACUGUCAGCUUUUAUGGAGGGGAAGGGAAGCCCAUCACCCAAGCUGGAGUCUUCCUCACUGGCAUCGGGAUCUCCCUGGACGUCGACGCGGACCAGGAUGGCGUGGUGGAGAGGAACAGCCCCAACAAGGCCAGCUGGAGCUGGGGUCCUGAGGGACACGGGGCCAUCCUGCUGGUCGGCUGUGACAAGGAGAUUCCCUCCGCUCCGGCGUCCGACUGCGACAACGAGCAGGUGUUCAACAAAGAAGAUUUGGAGGACAUGGCCCAGAUGGUGCUGAGGAUGGAGGGGCCCCAGCGCCUGCCCCGGGGAUACGAAAUCAUUCUCUCUGUUUCUGUCCGUGACGCUGACAGGGUUGGGGUGUUCCAUGUGCAGAAUCCCUUCUUUGGGCAGCGCUAUGUGCAGGUGCUGGGCUGCAGGAAGCUGUUCCACGCCGUGUCCUACCCCGGCGGGGCCGCCGAGCUCGAUUUCUUCGUCCAGGGGCUCUGCUUUCCCAACGAUUCCUUCUCCGGGCUGGUCUCCAUCCAUGUCAGCCUCCUGGAGAUGCUGGCAGAGGGUAUCCCCCACACUCCAGCCUUCACAGACACAGUGGUGUUCCGGGUGGCCCCGUGGAUCAUGACCCCCAACACCUUGGCGCCGGUGAAUGUCUUCCUCUGCAGCAUGAAGGACAACUACCUGUUCACCAAGGAGAUCCAGACCCUGGUGACCAAGGCUGGCUGCAAGCUGAAGGUUUGCUUCGGAUACACCAACCGUGGGGAUCGCUGGAUGCAGGAUGAGAUUGAGUUUGGCUACACCCACGCUCCCCAAAAGUGCUUCCCAGUGGUGCUGGAUUCCCCUCGGGAUAGAGGGAUGGAGCAACUCCCCGUCAAGGAGCUGCUGGGCUCCGAUUUCGGGUACGUGCACAAGGAGCCCCUGUUUGAAGCCAUCACCAGCCUCGACUCCUUCGGCAACCUGGAGGUCAGUCCGCCCGUGUCCGUGGGGGGGAAGGAGUAUCCCCUGGGCAGGAUCCUCAUCGGCAGCAGCUUCCCCACAUCCACAGGGAGGAGGAUGACCAGGAUGGUGAGGGACUUCCUCCAUGCCCAGCGAGUCCAGGCUCCCGUGGAGCUCUACUCUGACUGGUUGGCCGUGGGCAACGUCAAUGAGUUCCUCACGUUCGUGCCCACCUCGGACAAAAAGCGAUUCCGGAUGCUGAUGGCCAGUCCUGCCGCGUGCUACAAGCUUUUCCGGGAGAAGCAGAAGGAAGGCCAGGGAGAAGCCACCAUGUUCAAAGGGUACUCGGGGACAGACACAAAACGAGUCACCAUUAACAAGGUCCUUUCCAAUGACAUCCUGGCGCAGCAGAACCAGUAUGCCCAGCGCUGCAUCGACUGGAACAGGGAUAUCCUCAAGAGGGAGCUGGGAUUGACAGAGGAGGACAUCAUCGACCUGCCCGCCCUCUUCAAGCUCGACAAGCAGGGCAAAGCUGUGCCGUACUUCCCCAACACGGUCACCAUGAUCGUCCUGGCCAAGGAGUUGGGCAUCCCCAAACCCUUCGGCCCCGUGACGGCAGGGGAAUGUUGCCUGGAGCAGCGGAUCCGCUCCCUCCUGGAGCCGCUGGGUCUGAGCUGCCGUUUCCUCGAGGAGGUGGCCUCCUACCACGGCAGCCUGGGCGAGGUCCGGUGCGGCACCAACGUCCAGCGACGGCCCUUCACCUUCAAAUGGUGGCACUUCACGCCAUAGCAAGACCCUCUUCUCCUCUUCCUCUUCCUCCUCUUCUUCCUCCUCCUUCUCUCUCCUCCCUCCUCCCCAGUGGCUUUUUCAGUGUGUGUUGCUUGUGAUUCACUUAAUAAAUAUA
Messenger RNA from Pipra filicauda (Wire-tailed manakin), 2113 nucleotides. Its product is annotated as protein-arginine deiminase type-2. Gene Ontology annotation, cellular component: cytoplasm. The record is from RefSeq and is a predicted model, not a curated record. Gene Ontology annotation, molecular function: protein-arginine deiminase activity; calcium ion binding. Bases 1 to 1998 code for a protein of 665 amino acids. The transcript has 16 exons. NCBI's taxonomy places the organism in Eukaryota, Metazoa, Chordata, Aves, Passeriformes, Pipridae.